This is a messenger RNA of Astyanax mexicanus (Mexican tetra), 2859 nucleotides long. It is a transcript of the gene ints9, whose product is annotated as integrator complex subunit 9. The transcript is spliced from 17 exons. Gene Ontology annotation, biological process: snRNA processing. Lineage: Eukaryota; Metazoa; Chordata; Actinopteri; Characiformes; Acestrorhamphidae. Gene Ontology annotation, cellular component: integrator complex. The record is from RefSeq and is a predicted model, not a curated record. The coding region runs from base 276 to 2180 and encodes 634 amino acids.
ACUGACUGUACACACCUCUGAACACACGCAGACCUCAGCAUGGCUGAUGAUGCUGCUCCACAAUAAUGUAGACUAAAGAUGGUAGAAUUUUCCGCGCUACCUUCAAUCUGUGGAAGUUAUCUCCGCGCGCCCGCUGCACCGUUUACUCAAACAGCGAGGCAUUUAAGGUGGAACGGGAAAUUCGAAGACAACACAACCUCGUGAAUAGUAGGUAUUGUUUAUCUGGUCAUCCAACGCUGCCUUGCAAUGUCCUCAAGUUUAAAUCAACCACAAUCAUGUUGGACUGUGGUCUGGACACCUCAUCUGCUCUGUAUUUUCUCCCUCUGCCGUUGGUACACAGUCCAAGACUGUCUAAACUCCCAGGCUGGGUCUCUAAGGACGGUACAGUGAAUCUUGAGAAAGAGCUCAAGGAAUGCGCUGGUCGUGUUUUUGUGGACACACAGCCCGAGUUUUGUCUACCUGAGCGAGAGCUGCUGGACUUGUCCACUGUUGAUGUUAUAUUAAUCUCUAACUACCACUGCAUGAUGGCCCUGCCCUACAUCACUGAACACACAGGUUUCUCAGGAACAGUCUACGCCACUGAACCCACCUUUCAGAUUGGCAGACUGUUGAUGGAGGAGCUGGUCACUUUUAUGGAGAGAGUUCCAAAGGCUCAGUCUGCCACCUGUUGGAAGAACAAGGAAAUACAAAGGAUGCUUCCUGGGCCGUUAAAGGAUGCAGUAGAUGUGUGGUCGUGGAAAAGGUGCUACAGCAUGCAGGAGGUGAACUCUGCUCUCAGUAAAGUGCAGCUAGUGGGCUACUCUCAGAAAGUGGAGCUGUUUGGUGCAGUGCAGGUCACUCCUCUCAGCUCUGGUUAUUCACUGGGCAGUUCUAACUGGAUCAUCCAGUCGCACUAUGAAAAAGUGUCCUAUGUGUCUGGAUCAUCUCUGCUGACCACACACCCUCAGCCCAUGGACCAGAGCUCACUGAAGAACAGUGACGUACUGAUCCUGACAGGCCUGACCCAAAUCCCCACCGCCAACCCAGAUGGCAUGCUGGGAGAAUUCUGCAGCAACCUGGCAAUGACGAUCCGGGCUGGGGGAAACGUGCUGGUGCCGUGUUACUCAUCUGGGGUGAUUUAUGACCUGCUGGAGUGUCUUUACCAGUUCAUGGACUCAGCUAACCUGGGAACCACACCCUUCUACUUCAUUUCCCCUGUGGCCAACAGCUCACUCGAGUUCUCCCAGAUAUUUGCUGAGUGGUUGUGUCAGAAUAAGCAGUCCAAAGUUUAUCUCCCCGAGCCUCCGUUCCCACACGCUGAGCUAAUCCAAACCAAUAAACUGAAGCACUAUCCGAGUAUUCACGGCGAGUUUAGCAGUGAGUUCCGGCAGCCAUGUGUGGUUUUCACAGGACACCCAUCACUACGCUUUGGAGACGUGGUACACUUCAUGGAGCUGUGGGGCAAAUCCAGUCUCAACACAAUCAUCUUCACCGAGCCAGAUUUCUCCUACCUGGACGCUCUGGCUCCCUACCAGCCUUUGGCUAUGAAAUGCGUGUACUGCCCCAUCGACACACGCCUCAACUUCCACCAGGUGUCCAAAUUUCUGAAGGAGGUGCAGCCUCUCCAUGUGGUGUGUCCAGAGCAGUACACACAGCCACCUCCUUCCCAGUCCCACCGUGCUGAUCUAAUGCUGGAGCUGCAGCCGCCCCCCAUGGCGUACCGCCGCUGUUCAGUGCUGGGCCUCCCCUUUCGCCGCAGAUACGAACGCAUCCACCUGCUGCCUGAGCUUGCCAAAAGUCUGGUGCCCUCUGAGAUUAAACCUGGCGUCUCUGUGGCAACCGUGUCAGCGGUUUUACAGUCCAAGGACAACAAGCAUGUGCUCCAGCCAGUACCCAAACCUGUUCCAGUUCCCCCCAGUAAGAAGAGGAAGAGGCUGAUGGAGGAGGUUCCAGACCUGCUGAGCCCGAAGCCCCUGCUGAGUGGAGCUGUGCCUCUGGAGGCUUUCCUGGCCUCACUGCAUAAGAGCGGCAUCACGGAGGUGAAGGUGGAGGAGACGGCGGACGGACACAUCCUGCACCUGCAGGCUGAGGACGCGCUCAUCCAGCUAGAGGAGGACGCCACGCACAUCGUGUGCGACAACAACGAGCCCCUCAGAACUGCCCUCAGAGACCUGGUGCUCCGCUUCCUGCAGAAACUAUGACCACUGAACUUUCGGCUGGACUGAGGGUGACACAGAGCCGGCAGUGUCACAGUGCGUCAUUAAUGAAUGGUAACGGGAAUGGGAGGUGAAGAGAACCACACACACAGUUUCAGUUGUGGUUUAAACAGGACAAUGAUCAUGCUUUUGGAACGAACUGUGCACUAGGCCUUGAAUGAUUUGACCCAAAAGAGGAUUUUGUUUUCCAUUUUACAGCAGGUAACUGGGUUACAGCUACAGUUGUAUGUAAAAGAUUGGGCGCUCAAGUUUAUACACUGUUUUUUUUAUAUUUCAACUGCAGAUAAAUUAUAUCCUCUGCAGAGACAAACAUCUGCACGUUUUAAUACAUAGUUACUGUUUAAUUAUUGCAUUUAACAUAUAAAAAAAAGAAAUUUAAACCAAAUCCAAACCAAUGCAUAUACAAAGGCUUAUAUUUGUCAUAUAUACUUUUCAUAUUUUAUGUUAUGUAUUUUAAGUAUGUUAAAUUCAGCUAAUAAAUAGAAAUUGUGUGUCAGAUGUGCAAAUUUAAGUUUGCAUCUUGCAGAGGAUUCGAUCAAUUUAACGCUCCUGUUCAUCUAAGAAACAGCAAAUGUUUCCAGGCCAAACUAUCUUGUGUUUAACAUUGUUCUUCUUCUAGUAGUUAAAAAGAAGAUUUUUCCCAAUAAACAAUAUUUUUGGCAAA